AUGAAGCAAGAACGGCGUGACCGUAAGAGAGAAUUGCGAACAUAUAAGAAGUGGGAAGAUGAGAAGGGAAAGAUGAGACAGCAAAUAAGAGAGCAAAUGAGAAAAGAGGCUCAGGAGAUUGAAGUUUAUGAGGAUACGGGAAAAGCCGGGGUUACUUGGAAACAGCGCAGAAAAGAACUGAGACCUUGGAAGUCAUACGAAGAAGUGACUACCAAAGAAAAUAUCGAACUCGAGAUGCAUUGCGUCAGUGAAAUCAAAGACGCUCUCGCCCGAGUUCAAUCUAUCGACGAGACGCCCACGCCUCUCAAACUUGGCCUCAUGAGAAUGUUCAAGCUCUGGUCAAUUGACCAUAUCAAGCGCUGCCCUUACGAGCUCGCUCCUACGAGAUACAUCGAGUUUGAUGCCCCCUUCUACGAGUGGGACAAUAAUAGCCAGGAACAGCGUCUACCACUAAGAGCUGAAAGGAACUCCGGGCACAUCCGCGAGACGGUAUUUUCAAACUGUGAGGAGGAUAUCCCUGGGAAUGCACCGUCGCUUUUUACAUACUAUGGUAUCUGUGGGAGAUAUAUGGUUGAUAAGGAAAAGCAGGAAUAUGAGGAAUGGGAGACUGAAGAAGAAAGUGGUGAAGAAUGA
Messenger RNA from Fusarium odoratissimum NRRL 54006, 633 nucleotides. RefSeq lists its product as uncharacterized. The transcript has 2 exons. Lineage: Eukaryota; Fungi; Ascomycota; Sordariomycetes; Hypocreales; Nectriaceae. The coding region runs from base 1 to 633 and encodes 210 amino acids. The record is from RefSeq and is a predicted model, not a curated record.